CUUGGAUCCUCAAACUGCAGCUGCCUGCUUUAAUCAUUGAGGUGAUCUGGGUGGCAUUUAUGGGACGGAUGGAUUUUUACCUAGGAAGGAAAACAACUGUCUAAAAUUGAAUAUUCGGCACUGUAACAUAUAUUUACACACUCUAAAGGCAUUAAAUAUUUCUAUAAGCUGGUUUCCAGCUAAUCCUGAACACACCUGUGUUUCUCCUGGGACGAUGCUGUGCUCUAACCUCCGCCCGGCCGUCCCUCACCUCUUGUUGCGGAGGCUUGUUGGUACUGCCACCUCCAGGAUGGUGGCGACGAAGCGGCCGGAGAUUCUGUCGGUCAGCCUGGCCUUUGAGGAUCCAAGCGCCUUCAGGGUGAAGAGUCUGGGCGAACUCCUCCGAGCUCUCGGUGUCUUCCACCUGUGCUCCUUCCCUGUGCUGGUCAACAACUGUGGUAAGCUGAUGACAGCAGCACGCACCAUCCUGGGGAGGAGAGGGUUCUCUUUGUUGCUGCGGCCCACCAUCUACGCCCAGUUUGUGGCCGGAGAAAACGAGAUGGAGAUCUCCCAGUCCAUGGGAAAAAUGAGCUUGAUGGGACUGAGGCCCAUGUUGGCGGUUCCGAUUGAGGAAGACCUCGGAGAGAGCAUUGGAGAAAAGAGAUAUGACGACAACAUGGCGGCCAUGUUGGAAUGUGUGCGGAUGUCCCACAGCAACGCCUGGAGCAAAGACCCGAUGAUGCAGCUGAAGAUCACGGCUCUGCUCAGCCCGGAGCUGUGUGUCAAACUCACAACCCUGAUUGCACAGCAGCCAUACGACCUGAGCCUCCUUGUCCGAGCGAUGGAUGGAGAAAUGGUAACGUUUCCUGGAUUGGAGGAAAAAGAGGCGGCUCAUUUCUUGUGUGGUCUGCAAAGACUGAACAAAGUAGCAGAGGCGAGUGUUAACAAAGUCAGAGUGCUGGUUGAUGCAGAGUACACCUACAUGAACCCGGCUCUCACUCUGGUCACCAUGGCGCUGAUGAAGAAGUUUAACAAAGAUGGCGCCUGGAUCUGGAACACCUAUCAGUGUUAUCUAAAGGAGUCCAGGUCUCUGCUGUUGGAGGCUCUCAAUCUGUCGCAGGCUGAAGGUUUCUGCUUGGGAGUCAAACUGGUACGAGGUGCAUACAUGGACAAAGAGCGAAAGCUGGCAGAGAAGGAGUGCCAGGUGGAUCCCAUUCACCCGAGCUGGGAAGAGACCAACAAGAGUUAUAACGGCUGCCUGGAUGUGAUGCUGGAAGCCAUAGCACAGAAACCGGACCGCUACAGGAUCAUCGUGGCCACUCACAACGAGGAGUCUGUGAGACGAGCUGCUAAAAGGAUGGAGGAGUGGGGGAUAGAAAAAGAUGGAGGCUCGGUGUGUUUCGGCCAGCUACUGGGGAUGUGUGAUCACGUCUCCCUGACACUGGCAAAGGAAGGUUAUCCUGUCUACAAGUCGGUUCCAUACGGCUCAGUGGACGACACUCUCCCCUACCUGGUGCGCCGGGCCCAGGAGAACCGGACCGUGCUGCAGGGCAUUCGCAAAGAAAGAGACCUGCUGAGGCAGGAGCUCAGACACAGAAUGAGGAGGAGCAUGAGGGGUGGCAGCUAAUGACGAAUAACCAACACAGACUGAAAACAAAUCAGGAAAUUGAUGAAAUGGCUUAUUCUCCUGGAUAAAUUACUUGUGAAUUUUAUGUAAUUCUAAAUAAAUCCCGUGUUUUUACACGUUACAUCCCACAGCGUUCUGCACUCUCCACUUUUUGUCGUUAUGUAUGUGAACAAUUUAUUUCAAUGGAUGCUGAUCUUUUAUUCUUGGUCACAGUAAAAGCAGAAGUUACCGCAGGCACGUUGACGAAUGUUAAGACAAAAGUUACAAAGCUAGCAUAUAUGUUUACAGCUGAAUGCAUACAAAAAUGAAUGAAUUUUGUUAGCCUAAUAGCACAAUUGUCCAAGUCCUAUUUCUAGAAAACAGGACUUAGGCUUAGCUAAAAGGAUUUAGCAAUUAUGCUAAUGGACUCAAAAGUUAACCUCAAACUGUAAAUUUGUACUUAAGCACCUGCUCUCAAACCGAUACUCUGUGUAUAUCCAUGUUUUAGCUGUAAGUUGGUUUGGUUCAUCAAGAAAAUGUACCCAGUUUUUUCUGUUUGCCUUUCUGAAUAAACCAACUCAAUACACAGUG
Messenger RNA from Poecilia latipinna (sailfin molly), 2176 nucleotides. It is a transcript of the gene prodh2, whose product is annotated as proline dehydrogenase 2. The record is from RefSeq and is a predicted model, not a curated record. The transcript has 12 exons. NCBI's taxonomy places the organism in Eukaryota, Metazoa, Chordata, Actinopteri, Cyprinodontiformes, Poeciliidae. Gene Ontology annotation, molecular function: FAD binding; proline dehydrogenase activity. The coding region runs from base 215 to 1606 and encodes 463 amino acids. Gene Ontology annotation, cellular component: mitochondrion.